This is a messenger RNA of Rhizophagus irregularis DAOM 181602=DAOM 197198, 3203 nucleotides long. RefSeq lists its product as uncharacterized. Gene Ontology annotation, biological process: potassium ion transmembrane transport. Gene Ontology annotation, cellular component: membrane. The record is from RefSeq and is a predicted model, not a curated record. Gene Ontology annotation, molecular function: potassium channel activity. Lineage: Eukaryota; Fungi; Glomeromycota; Glomeromycetes; Glomerales; Glomeraceae.
UAAAAACCGAAUAAUUUUUUUAUCCAUCAUUUUUGUUAAAUCUUUAAACGAAAUUUCGAAUUGUAAUAUAAAUCGAAAGAAAAUAUGAGUGAGAACACUCCAUUACUACAAAAUGAGCAAACCGGCUCAAGUGCGAAAAGUUCCUCAAAUGAUAGCGAAGGAUCAAAUAUGAAAUCGAAGGAUUAUCUAUUUGUUGAUAGCCAACGAUCUUAUCAAUCACCUUCUAGUUCUGUAAUUGCCAAUGAAAGAGAUGAAGCUUGGGUGAAAAACCAAAGAGAAUUCAUAUAUAAGUCUGGUAAAAGAGCUAGCAUUAGAAAAAGAUUGGCGUUUCAAUGUGAUACUUCAAGAAUCGGAAGAAUUUGGGAACUUUUUGAUGCAAUUCUAUCCGCAAUGUUUGUUUUUUUAUAUAUCUGGAAUACGAGAUAUGUCAAGCUUGAUAGCAGCGAAGAAGCAUUUCCAUUCAUCCUUCAGACGGCAGACUUUAUUCUUGCUACUUUUAUUUUAAUUCAAUAUAUACCGCACAUAUGGUUGGAUAAAGAGCCUUUUCAAUAUACGUUUAACAUUUUUUCAAUUUUAACAUGGAUUUCGGUGUUUCCGGUCAUAGCAGCAUAUAUCCUAACUAUUUUUGAUGAUGUUAUGGAUAACACUUAUAUGGGUGCUGGAAUUUUGGUUUAUAUAUAUCCCAUUCGGUUCGCAAGACUUCAUUGGGCGGUACAAAUUGUCUUCGCACCUGUAAAGAGUUCUCUUUUUAAAUUAUCAAAGGUUAUGAGGAAAGGAAUAAGACUUGUUACAGCGAUUUUAUUUACUUUUCUCACGGUUACUGCUUUCAUUCACUUGGUUACUUUCAAACAAUCGGAAAAUAAAGUUGAUGAGAAUAUUUCUUUUAGCGACGCAUUUUUUUUUACUGUUUUAAGCAGUACAAAUGGAAUGUCAACAGAUUUGAUCCCGGAUAGUGCUUUCACUCGUGCCGUUAUUUUAUAUGUUAUGCUUGCAGGAGCUUUAUACAUCCCAACAGCAUUAUCUGAACUUCUAACUUUGAUACAAGAAAGAUCUAAGUAUAAUCAUUCAUAUAAAGGCGAAAUAUAUAAAGAACAUAUUAUUGUUACUGGAGAUUUUGAUUCAACAAGUUUGUUUGAAUUCUUGCGAGAAUUCUUUUGUCUAGACCAUGGUUUGGCAACUAUGAAUACAUAUGUGGUGAUAAUGCACCCGGACGAGCCUGACGAAGAGAUCGUAGAGUUUCUUGAAGACCCGGCAUUUGUAACUAGAGUACAAUAUAUUAAAGGAACGCCUACUUGGCGCCGUAGUCUUGAAAAAAUUCGAGCAGAUACUGCAAGUGCAGCUUUUCUUUUAACUAAAAAGUUUUCUAAAAACGGUGACGAAGAUGAUGCUAAUCAAAUAAUGAGAGCCUUGGCUAUUAAAAAAUACAAUCGAAAGCUGCACAUAUACUCUCAAGUUAAUUUGCCCGAAAAUGUUCCACAUUUUGAUUUCUUGGCGAAGGAUGUUAUUUGUAUCGACGAAAUUACAAUGGGUUUAAUGGCUCAAAGUUUGGUCAUACCGGGAUUUGCAUCAUUGGUUGUAUUACUUACGACAUCAGUUACUGACGAUACUGUUCGUAAUUUGAUUAGAAGUGCAAAGAAGAAACCUGAAUUAAAUUGGGCAAUAGAAUAUGUCCGCGGUAUAAAACAUGAAAUUUAUGCUGUCACCUUUUCUGAUGCUUUUAUUGGAAAAACAUUUUUGGAAUGUUCUGAACUCAUUUAUUCGCGUUUGGGAGCCGUAUUAUUUUCUAUUGGGAUUUAUAGAUUCACAAAAGGUUGUUUUCCAAAUUCUCAACUUGGAAGUGAUACAUCACCAUUUCAAAUAUUUUUGAAUCCACGGAAUUAUAAGAUUAAGGGGAAUGAAAUUGGAUUCGUGAUUUGUGAUAAUGCCGAAGUAACAGCUAAAAUGGCAACUUUUAAUGAAAACUCGAGACGUUGGUACGAUGUAACUUACAUAGCAAAAUCUGCGCAUAACUUAUUUAAUAGAGGCAAUCGUAACUCCAAAUCAUCAAAGUUAAAAAGUACUGCACCUUUACGUCCCUUCACACAAGUUAAGAUCGAUGCUGAUGAUGAGGAUGAUUUAAGUGAUUUGGAAGAUCCUGAUAUCCCACUUAUUCCGUUAUGUAAUGUAAAGUCAGACGAAGAAAUUUUACGUAAAAAUUUAAAAAAAGCAGCCGCAAAUAUUAUUGAAUCAGAAGAUCAUGAAAUUAAAGAUAUUACAGAUCAUAUUAUUAUUUGUGAUCAAAGCAAGGAUUUUCCAGAGAAUUUAGAUAUUUUUAUUUCUGUAUUACGAGAAAAAAAUUCAACAUGUCGUGAUAUGCCGGUGAUUAUUUUAAGUAAUGGCAAACCAAGUGACACACAAAAACGUGUUUUAAAAGAAUUUGGGCAAGUAUAUAUUAUCAAAGGAUCACCACUUCGCAGAAGAGAUCUAGUUCGAGUUAGGGUUAACUAUGCGAAAAAAUGUGUCGUCUUAAGUGAUUCAUCGAAUAGUGAAAAGUUAUACACAAAUGCGGAUGCCGCAUCACUCAUGGUUGCACUAAACAUUGAAUCUUUAACUAAUGAUUGUUAUGUUCUUGUCGAAUGUAUAUAUCGUGAGACCUUUAAAAUGAUCGGUGAAAGUGAUUCCGUUAAGAAUAACGAAGAAGACUAUAUUCAAGCACUUAUGAGACCUUCAUUUAUGGCUGGAAAUGUAUUCACGCCAAGUAAUUUAGAUACAAUGCUCUGUCAAUGUUUUUACAAUCGGCACAUCCCUCUUAUAAUGAAAUGUCUUGUUUUCAGUCAUGAUAUAGAUGAUAAGAUGAUAUCACCAAAAAUUGAACGGCAACUAAAUCAUGAGUGGGAAGAUUUAAGAGUUGAUUCAGGUCAUCUAUUCUGUGUUGAUGUGCCAUCACAUUAUAUUGGCAAUACAUAUAAUGACUUAUACAGUUAUUUAAUUAAAGAACAUCAAGCUGUUCCGUUGGGGCUUUAUCGUUGCGUAACACACAGAAGUGGUCCACAUAACUAUAUUUACGUAAAUCCAGAUUGGGAUACAAUUGUUAAAAUCUCUGAUAAAGUUUAUCUUAUCGCGUCGAAAUUACCAAAAUUUACGAGUAAUAGUACUGAAUAAACUAUUAGUAUACGUAAUACAUUUGAAUUAUGUAUCAUGUAUUUUUUUUGUAUAUUAUUCAU